This is a messenger RNA of Cotesia glomerata, 1850 nucleotides long. RefSeq names its product sulfite oxidase, mitochondrial (gene shop). Gene Ontology annotation, molecular function: heme binding; molybdenum ion binding; oxidoreductase activity. The record is from RefSeq and is a predicted model, not a curated record. The transcript is spliced from 6 exons. Gene Ontology annotation, cellular component: mitochondrion. Bases 123 to 1811 code for a protein of 562 amino acids. Lineage: Eukaryota; Metazoa; Arthropoda; Insecta; Hymenoptera; Braconidae.
GACUAUACAUAUAUCAACACAAAAACUGAGUGGUUAGCUCCGUUUAACACGUCACAUCUGAUAUAAUUUUAUCCAAUCAAUUAAAUGUUUUAAAUAAAAAAAAAACAAAAUUAUUAUUCAACAUGUGUUGGAGGGUUAAAAUUUUUUACAAUCUUCAUAAAAAUUAUUUACAUCAAAAAAACAAUAAAAAAUUGUUAAAAAUAUUAAACAGCUGUUAUACAAGUCAUGAAUACACUACACGUGGACACCAGAAUAAUUUUUCAGAAAAUAAAAGGAAAUAUUUACAAUAUUCUUGGAAAGCCGGGUUGAUUUCUUCAGUGAUAGGUGUUUCUUAUUAUUUAUGGAAGAAUGAAGUCUAUGCUUUAGAUUUAAUAACUAUAAAAGAAACUCCAGGGGUAAGAAAAAGUCAUUUAAAAACGUACACUGUAGAAGAAGUAGGAAAGCAUGACAAUGAAAAUGACGGAAUUUGGAUCUAUUAUAAAGAGGGUGUUUAUGAUAUUACUAAAUUCGUAUUGAAACAUCCUGGAGGUCCAGAAAAAAUAAUGAUGGCAGCUGGAGGGUCUAUAGAACCUUUUUGGAUGAUAUUUGCUAAUCACAAUGUGUCAGAAAUUUAUCAACUGUUGGAAUCUAUGAGGAUUGGUAAUUUAGAUGUUAGUAAAGACAGUAAAAAGCUUGAAGCUACAGAAGAUCCAUAUGCGAAUGAUCCUAAGCGGCAUAAAGUUCUGAAAGUUAAUGGUCCGAAGCCUUUUUGCGGUGAAACUCCAGGUCCUUUACUCUGUGAAAGCUUCUUGACACCAGCAGAUACUUUUUAUGUGAGGAAUCAUUUACCAGUUCCUGAAAUCGAUAUUAAAGACUACGAACUGGAAAUAGCUAUUGAAGAUGAUACAAAAAAAGUUAUAAACUUUGAAGACAUUAAAAAAUAUCCGAAAUAUACUGUAACGACAGCAAUUAUGUGCGGAGGAAAUAGACGCUCUGAGAUGAAUGCUGUAAAACCUCUGAAAGGUUUGAGUUGGGGAGUAGGCGCUGUCGGUAAUGCAUCCUGGUCUGGAGCAAGACUGACUGACGUUCUAGCAGACCUUAAAAUUAAUGAAGACGACUGGAAGCACGUCCAGUUUGAAGGAUACGACUUGGACCCAUCUGGAGUUCCUUAUGGUGGAUCUAUUCCAAUCAGUAGAGCACUGGACUCCAGAGCUGAUAUUAUACUAGCUUAUGAAAUGAAUGGCGAACCGAUUCCUCGAGACCACGGCUAUCCUAUUCGCGCAAUUGUUCCUGGUGUUGUUGGCGCUAGGAAUGUUAAAUGGCUAGCAAAAAUAGUUAUUUCUAAUGAAGAAAGCCGGUCUCAGUUUCAACGAGGGGAUUACAAAGGAUUUUCUCCUAGUGUUGAUUGGGACACGGUGGAUUUUUCAAAGUCACCUGCUAUUUUAGACAUGCCUGUUACUUCUGCUAUUUGCACUCCUACUCCAGGAGAGACUGUUAAAUUGAAGGAUGGAAAAAUACCCGUGAAAGGGUAUGCUUGGUCUGGAGGUGGUAAAAAAAUAAUUCGCAUUGACUUGACAGUGGACCAAGGGAAAACUUGGCACGUAGCGCACCAAUUAAUAGACGAUGAAAAUGCCAAAGAAGGUCGUCAUUGGUCAUGGACACUUUGGUCCGCUGAAAUUCCAAUUGACGUUGAUAAAAAAGAGGUUGAAGUUUGGGUUAAGGCUGUUGAUGCUUCUUAUAACGUUCAACCAGAAAGUUUUGAAAAUAUUUGGAAUUUACGCGGUCUUCUUUGCAAUGCAUAUCAUCGAGUCAAUGUUAAAAUAAAAAAAUAAUUUAAACAAUCUAAGAUAUUACGAACAAAUUUAAUAUAU